ACUCAAACCCACGGCGUUGUCUUACAGGCGAGGGACGACUCAACACAGUCUGUGGUUUCUCAGGAGAAGCAGGAGGAGAUUCUCUGUGGCUCGGCUGCUGCAAACACAUCGGUUUACUGCAUCUGUCUCAAGUAGAAAGCUGAAAUCAACGGCGUCCGGAUGAAAAAUGUGACCCUUGACAAAGGAGGGGGUGUGGACAACCAGGGUUUUGAAAUAGAGGAGGACAUCAUUACUGAUGCUGACAGCUUCAAACAGCAGAAUAAAAACAACAAAAAGGGCCUGGGAUCAUACCUAAGCCAAGUUUCAAAGCCGAUCAACGCUACGGAGGAUUACAUCAAGUCUCACUCUACAACCUUGAAAUACAUUGUGCUGGGAAUACUUGGGGCAGGUUAUGUGGCCUACUUCAUCGCAGCCUGUGUGUUGGACUUCCAGAGAGCUAUUGCUCUUGUGGUACUGACCAUUUUGGGUGUUUUGGGUCUGACAUAUGAACUUGUGAAGGAGUACAAGGGAGAAAGCAUCGUUCAGUGUUUCAGACCUGCAGUCAGAUGCUUCAAAUCCAACCUGAGAUGGAUAAAAUGGAUUUUCAUUUUAGCAGUCGUGGCCCUGCUCGUGUUGUGGCUUGUCUUAGACACGAGACAUCGUCCGGAGCAGCUGAUAUCGUUCGGAGGCGUGUGCAUGUUCGUCUUGCUUGUAUUCCUCUUGUCAGAGCACAGGACGGCGGUGACAUGGAGGCCUGUGUUCUGGGGUCUCGGGAUGCAGUUCUGCAUUGGCAUUUUUGUUAUAAGAACACAGCCUGGACUCGUAGCUUUCGAAUGGCUUGGGAAUCAAGUGAAGAUAUUUCUGGAAUACACCCAAGCAGGGUCGUCAUUUGUUUUCGGGGAUCUGAUCACAGGCAUUUUUGCCUUUCAAGCUUUGCCCAUCGUUGUGUUCUUCAGCAGCAUCAUGUCGAUCCUAUACUUUUUGGGGAUAAUGCAGUGGCUCAUAUUGAAGAUCUCAUGGGUCAUGCAGAUAACGAUGGGAACCUCUCCCACAGAGACCUUGAGUGUUGCAGGCAACAUAUUUGUUGGCCAGACUGAAGCACCGCUGCUGAUCCGCCCCUAUUUGAAGGACAUGACCAAAUCUGAGAUCCAUGCUGUCAUGACUGGUGGAUUUGCCACAAUAGCGGGAAGUGUCAUGGGGACGUUCAUCUUAUUUGGGAUUGAUGCGUCGUCCCUGAUCUCAGCCUCUGUGAUGGCUGCUCCUUGUGCCUUGGCCCUCUCCAAACUGUCUUAUCCAGAGACAGAGGAGAGUCCCUUUAAGGAUGAGAAGAACAUCAAGGUGGCUUGUGGAGAUGAGCAGAACAUCCUGGAGGCUGCAAGCAACGGAGCUUCUGCUUCAAUAGGUCUCAUUGCCAACAUCGCAGCAAACCUGAUCGCCUUCCUUGCCAUCCUUGCAUUCAUAAAUGAAGCUUUGAGUUGGUUUGGAGGCAUGGUGGGAUACCCGGCCAUCACAUUUCAGUUGAUUUGCUCUUAUGUGUUCAUGCCUGUGGCCUUCAUGAUGGGUGUCCCCUACCAAGACAGUUUCAUUGUGGCCGAACUAAUUGGCACAAAGCUCUUCAUCAAUGAGUUUGUGGCUUAUGAGAAAUUGUCUGAACUGAAGAACAACAGACUCAUUGGACUUGAUGAACUUCAGUGGAUAUCUGUCCGAUCAGAAAUAAUCACCACUUACGCUCUUUGUGGGUUUGCCAACUUUAGCUCACUUGGAAUUGUGAUUGGUGGCCUCUCCUCCAUAUGCCCGUCAAGAAGAACCGAUAUCUCAACUAUUGUGUUCAGAGCUAUGAUCACCGGGACGUGUGUGUCUCUUGUAAAUGCUUGCAUUGCAGGGAUCCUCUUUGUUCCCCCGCCUGACUGUGUGCAACUGUUCCAAGAGUCAGCUUUCAAUACCACAGAUGGAAGGAUUCAGAGCUGCUGUGACGACCUCUUUGAAAGCACUGUAAACAAUGGGACCAUCUCAUUUGAAGGCUUCUGGAGCACGGUAGCAAACGCUACUGUGUUUUUCUCAAAAUGUUGCCAGUGCUGCGGUUCUUCUAAUGUUUGUCUGUAAAGGAGAAAAAUACACACCAGUGUUUUUUUUUUUACUGUAGUUCAGUAAAUCUCUGUGUUUAUAUAUUGUGUGACAAUUCCUGUAAAAAUGUAAAGGCUGUAUGCACAUCUGUCAUGUAUUAUACUGAAAAGAAUUCAGACAUUUGGCUUUUAUUUAGAGCCAGGGAUUAAAAAGGACACACCUUCAGUAAAUAUACCUCAGUUUGAUGAAUGUAAAUGUUUCAAAUAAAGUUGAGUGACUUAAUUAUUUCA
Molecule: messenger RNA, 2333 nt
Organism: Hippoglossus stenolepis (Pacific halibut)
Lineage: Eukaryota; Metazoa; Chordata; Actinopteri; Pleuronectiformes; Pleuronectidae
Gene: slc28a1
Product: solute carrier family 28 member 1
Exons: 18
Coding region: 160-2082 (640 amino acids)
Biological process (GO): nucleoside transmembrane transport
Cellular component (GO): membrane
Molecular function (GO): nucleoside:sodium symporter activity
Source: RefSeq, a predicted model, not a curated record